AUGGUGGCCAAUGACAGCAGUGCUACGCCAUAUGCAAUCGUGUCCGUGGGACUGGCAAGCCAGAUGGCCUUGGCCGUGUACGGCGCAUGCGAGGGCAUGGCCUCUUCUGGCGCAGCAUCGAUCCUGCACAGCCAGAAUAGAUCGAUCCUUGGGCCUACAUACUUUAUCAUGAUAAUGAUCUCGACGAUUUUCUUCAGCAGCUUUCUUGUUGCGCUGAUUGUUGCAACAAACAUAGAUACCACGCUGGAUGUAUCGAAGAGCGUGUCGUAUUUCUCAGCAUGCAUGAUGGUUGGGAUAACAUCUGCAGUGUCUGGAAAGGUUUGUGCAUGUCUUGGCAGGCGAGGAUUCAGGAUUCUGUCGGAAAAGCCAUCUUUCCUUCCAAUCCUGAUCAUACUGUUUGGGAUGAUAGAGUUUGUACUGAUCAUUGUGUUUUCAUGUGCCUUGCUGAUGGUGUAUCAGCCAUAA
Ordospora pajunii is the source of this 465-nucleotide messenger RNA. RefSeq lists its product as uncharacterized. Gene Ontology annotation, cellular component: proton-transporting two-sector ATPase complex, proton-transporting domain. Bases 1 to 465 code for a protein of 154 amino acids. Lineage: Eukaryota; Fungi; Microsporidia; Ordosporidae. The transcript has a single exon. Gene Ontology annotation, molecular function: proton transmembrane transporter activity. Gene Ontology annotation, biological process: proton transmembrane transport. The record is from RefSeq and is a predicted model, not a curated record.